This is a messenger RNA of Paraphaeosphaeria sporulosa, 2407 nucleotides long. RefSeq names its product WD40 repeat-like protein. Bases 136 to 2280 code for a protein of 714 amino acids. The transcript is spliced from 3 exons. NCBI's taxonomy places the organism in Eukaryota, Fungi, Ascomycota, Dothideomycetes, Pleosporales, Didymosphaeriaceae. Gene Ontology annotation, molecular function: dynein light chain binding; dynein heavy chain binding. Gene Ontology annotation, biological process: transport along microtubule. Gene Ontology annotation, cellular component: cytoplasmic dynein complex. The record is from RefSeq and is a predicted model, not a curated record.
AUGUGCACUUGAUACAGUCUUGCAACCGCACAAUAGAUCGAAGAGCCGCUGAACUAGUUGUCAACAGGCAGCCCGAACAUCCGCUUCCCGGGCAGAACCUGGCAGAGAGAGCAAAACUCCCACGAAGCUCACAUCAUGGACUCGAUCGCGCAGCGGCGCGAGGAGAUACUGGCGAAGAAGGCCAAGUUGGCCGAGCUCAAGAAGCAGCGUGAGUUGCGCAGAGCAGAAGGCUCGAACAGGCAAUCACUGAGCGGUUCGCCCGCGCGAGAGAUACUGUCCCCAACUCCACGGCGAAAUGACGUCGAGCAGAGGCGCGAUCUCGACAAAUACCUGGAUGAUAUUCUAGGCGACAGCCGGCCCAGCUCAGUGCAACCAGGCUCCCCAGCUGGCGGACGAGCGACGCGACCAACCUCCGUCAUAAGCGCAAGUCAAUUGAGUAGCGACAAUGAAGCGCAAGCAGGAACUGGAGCACAAUACCAGAUCCCUACGAGUAUGGUGGAUCAGGGCAUACAGACGCUGUCAAUAGGCAACCUGACCACCGUCUACGAGUCUGAGGGUGUCGAUGUCGGCCCACCACCGAAAAGGGACACCGAGGUCAUCACAUACAGUAAGGGCGUCCAGGCAGACAUAGACUGGAGUCCAAGAAAGACGCGCGGAUCAGGCGAAAGCGACAUUGAGCGCGACGAAAGCCCGACUCGGUCGCCGCGGACCCCCAAGCGAAUGAGCCGUCGCCAGAAAGAGCGGGACGAAGAGAUCCGGCUGCAGCUGAAGAAGGAGAUUGAGGAAGAAAUCAAAGCAGCACAGAAGGCCGCAGAAGCUGGAGAAGUGCAAACAGUCUCGGGCGAGAACUACCCAUUCAAGACCCUCUCGAACGAGGAGUUGACGGCCGUUGAGAACUCAGACGACUUCAUAGAUUUCGUGGAGAGGAGCACCAAGGUUCUGGAGCGUGCAUUAGAUCAGCAACUGGACUACGAUAUCCUGGCUGACUACGCGCUAGGAGGUGCUAGCGUUGACGAUGAGGACGAGGGUUAUGGCUCGAGUGGAGGGAAGAAGGGCAGGCGAAUAAAGGAAAUCGCCCAGUUCUGGGACGAGAGGUGGAGCAAGAAGAGGAUGAUUUCAGAUCUGGGUUUCUCUACUAAGUUCCCCGAACUUGUCCUCGCCUCCUACACCAAGAAUCCCUCCGCCCCACAUGAUCCCGAUGGUCUCAUUCAGGUGUGGAACCUCCACAUGCACGACCGACCGGAAUAUAUUUUCCACGCCCAAUCCGACAUCCUGACUGCGAAGUUCUCGCCCUUCCAUCCGAACCUCAUUAUUGGGGGUGCCUAUUCGGGACAAGUCCUGCUGUGGGACACUCGUGCAAAGUCAUCUCCUGUACAAAAGACACCUCUCACAGGAUCGGGACACACCCAUCCGGUUUACUCUAUUGACAUUGUCGGAACACAAAACGCCAACAACAUCAUCUCAGCUUCAACAGACGGUGUGGUCUGCGGUUGGACAGUAGACAUGCUCUCGCAACCGCAAGAAUUCCUCGAGCUGACCUCCCCGCCACCUGCCAAGACAGACGAUAUGGCGGUCACAUGUAUUGCCUUCCCGCAAUCUGACCCGACAUACUUCCUCGCUGGCACAGAAGAAGGUUCAAUCUACCCCUGCCAUCGUUAUGACCGCGCUGGCGCCAAGGCUGGUGUUGACGGUCGUGUGAAGUACGGUGGCCACGCAGCGCCAGUCAUGAGUUUAGAUUUCCAUCCGGCGAAGGGCCAGAUCGAUCUUGGGGAUCUCGUUCUCAGCUCCUCGGUCGACUGGAGUGUCAAACUUUGGAAAGUGCGUCCACCGGCGGCGACAGGGCCUUCGAACACGGCUGCGCCCGGAGCCGCACAGCAGGUCACGCCCAUUCUGGACAUCGCCCGCGAAGACCUCGUGUACGAUGCUCGCUGGUCCCCUGUCAAGCCUUCGGUCUUCGGCCUCGUCGACGGCGCGGGUAGCCUAGAGAUAUGGGACCUUAACGUCGAUGUGGAAGUUCCCGUCCAGAAAGUCACACCGAGCGAGAACAAGCGAGGCGCGCUGUCCGGUGGUAUGGGCUUCAUGAAGCGAAGUCUAAACAAGCUGGCGUGGGAGAAGAACGAGGGUAGGAGGGUCGCGGUCGCGGGCAUGGACGGCGUCGUCACGGUGUUCGAGGUCGGCAGCGACCUUGGUGGUGUGGAGACCAAGGGUGAGGAGUGGAGUGGAGUCAAGAGAUUGGUUGGCCGGUUAGAGGGGUCGCAUGAGGGUGUGAAUGGGAGAUAGGAUUUCCGAUGAACUCACUUUCAUCGCGGAUCGCAGCAUGGGACUUUGAUUCUCAGAAGUAGGUGGACUUCUUCUAGCAGGCAUUCUCGGCGCUUGGUCUUGUUCGACAUACCCCAUUACGCUCUGC